ACCGGUCCAUCUUAUGGACGUAAAUUCAUGACUGGCUUCUUGUCAUCAGUGGGGGUUCGGGCAGGAGAGUGUCGAGUGGGAAAGAUACUCAGAGAAGUACAUCAGCCGUACAAUGAGCUACGCUGUCAGGGUGCGAGAAACUUAAAUCCCAUUCCCUACUACGCUGGACAUAUGGGACACAAACUACAUAUAGACCAAAAUGAAAAAAUGGUCAUGUUUGGAGCAACACACAUUUUGGCUAUUGAUGGUUUUAGUAGCAAAAUUGUUGCUCAAGCCACAAUGCCAGUGAAGAACAACCUGGUUACUUAUGACCAAGUUUACAGAACUGCUGUUGCAAACAAUGGGAUGUGGGUUCAGCUAAGAGUGGAUCAUGGUCGGGAGUUUUACCUCAGUCUGUAUGUACAAAAAAAGCUUUCCCAGCACAGACACAACACAAGCAGACCACCAUAUGUACAGACAACCUCUUCAAAGAAUCUUCGCAUUGAACGUAUU
This is a messenger RNA of Austrofundulus limnaeus, 492 nucleotides long. RefSeq lists its product as uncharacterized. The record is from RefSeq and is a predicted model, not a curated record. NCBI's taxonomy places the organism in Eukaryota, Metazoa, Chordata, Actinopteri, Cyprinodontiformes, Rivulidae.